Haliaeetus leucocephalus (bald eagle) is the source of this 991-nucleotide messenger RNA. RefSeq names its product Na+/K+ transporting ATPase interacting 3 (gene NKAIN3). Gene Ontology annotation, biological process: regulation of sodium ion transport. The coding region runs from base 226 to 486 and encodes 86 amino acids. The transcript is spliced from 5 exons. The record is from RefSeq and is a predicted model, not a curated record. Lineage: Eukaryota; Metazoa; Chordata; Aves; Accipitriformes; Accipitridae.
GCAUUAGAGAGACAGAUCUUUGACUUCCUUGGUUUCCAAUGGGCUCCUAUCCUUGGCAAUUUCCUACAAAUAAUAGUUGUCAUUUUGGGUUUGUUUGGAACCAUCCAGUUUAGGCCUCGAUAUAUAGUCGUGUACACGGUGUGGACUGCCCUGUGGGUCACCUGGAAUGUUUUCAUUAUCUGCUUCUAUUUGGAAGUAGGCGGACUUUCGAAGGAAACCGAUCUCAUGACCUUUAACAUCUCAAUGCACCGCUCUUGGUGGCGGGAACACGGGCCUGGCUGCAUACGAAGGGUGGUGCGUCCUUCUGCCCCUGGCGUCCUAGAGGAUUACUCCUACGUCUCCGUGACAGGCUGCAUAAUUGAUUUCCAGUACCUAGAGGUCAUUCACAGCGCUAUCCAAAUACUCCUCUCCCUUAUUGGAUUUGUGUAUGCCUGUUACGUGAUCAGUAUUUUCAUGGAGGAGGAGGACAGCUGUCGAAGUAAGUAAUGAACAUGGACUCAAGACUUCUGCUGCUGUAGCUGAAGAAACAGACUUUAGAAGAAAAGACCAACCUUGUGACUCAUCGUUCUGGAAGAAACCCACCAUCUGUUUCUCACGGCAUGUGGAUUCUUCUUCCCACAGGCUCAGUGUCAUUAUCAGCGUUGUUAUUUCGUAGAUCCUUGUAGAUGAUCUUGAAUUUUUGAAUAAUUUACUUAUAUGGACACUUGUAAAUUGUAAAUUUUUUCUUUUUUAAUUUCAAUAUUUUUACAACAUUUAGUCUUAAGGCAUGAAAACAAAACAACCUGUGAAAACUAGGAGAAGGGUGCGUCUUUCUCAAACAAGUCAGUAUUUUUUGACUGAUAGAAUCAUACUGUGCCUGGUCAAGAUUGUGUCAGUAAACAGUAAUUUUGACUCCAAAAUAUGCAGCAGAGUCAAACCCCAACAAUGUACAAGAGAUCAUUUCAAUGCUGUAUUUAGAAUUCACAAUGUCCACUCCUUGCAUUGUUUGAAC